Molecule: messenger RNA, 2532 nt
Organism: Penicillium manginii
Lineage: Eukaryota; Fungi; Ascomycota; Eurotiomycetes; Eurotiales; Aspergillaceae
Exons: 3
Coding region: 1-2532 (843 amino acids)
Source: RefSeq, a predicted model, not a curated record
AUGGUCAAUUAUGGCGUUGGGCAGAUGUGGGAGCACAAAAAAUCAGUAUUCGCAAGAAAACGUUAUCAGGGCGUCUCGAAUGUUAGUCAAGAUCAGAAUGAUGACCAAGUGGAGCUUCUCGAUGCACCCAGUUUUCGAUCGUCAUCUUCCGCAUUUUCGCCCUCCUCCUUAAACUCCUCGUCGAAAUUACCCCGUCAAUCAACCGUCGCCGGCAGAUCCUCCAUUCAGACGCGACCAUCCAAGGAAGAUGUCACAUUCAAAGCAAUAGGUGGCGGUUCCGACGGCGGCCAAGAGGAACAAUCCCCACACCGCAAAGGAGAUCAAGAAGAUGCGGAGGACCCCUCCGCCCCAACCACCACCAUAAAGCGAAAGUCUCAAUGGAUAGACGGAGUUUACAUAUGUGCCAAGGCUGGGACAACAGUCUUCCUCCUGAACCUAAUUUUCAUCGCCGUCGCAGCGGGACUUGCGAGUCGAUUCCCAGAGAAUAGCCGGUUCGGGAGCACCGCAGUCUUUUAUAAGGGUAGUUGCGCGGUGACCAGGAGGUGGAACACCGCCUUGCAUUUGAUUAUCAAUGUCCUUAGCACGUGUAUUCUUGCUGCCAGCAAUUAUUGUAUGCAGACUCUUGUUGCCCCCACACGAGAGGAGAUUGAUGCUCAUCAUGCGAGCUGGAAAUGGCUUGAUAUUGGGAGUGCGAGCGUUAGGAAUCUUUUGGCUAUUAAGAAGUCGAAACUGGGGCUGUGGGUUGUUUUGCUGCUUACUGCUACACCUUUCCAUUUGAUGUAUAACUCUAUGGUCUUUGAAUCCUUAUCAACGAAUGAGUUUGGCGUUGUCGUCGGUCCUCGUGAUCUCAUCUCGUCAAAUAUUCACGACUUGACAACUCCAGCUUUGGAGAAGUGUUUCUCCUGUCCUGCGCGGGCCUGGGCGACUCAAGAUCUCACGUACCAAAUGUCCUGGUCCGCAUUUGUCAACGAAAUUGCAAACGAGAACUACGACCGCAUUUCUCUUUCGGACUGCUCGGUCAAGGCCAAGACAACCGCGACCGGAGUCCGAGGAAUCGUCGCCCUUGCAUCAAAUCUGACCGUCAGCUUAGGAGGCGAUUCCGCCAUACUUAUGACUAAUCCGGUUUAUCCCCAGUAUUACUUCUAUGAUGAUGUAUAUUCAGGCGACUCCAGCCUUGAUAUGGUGUCGGUGAACACUUAUGCCAACCAGUCUGUCCACAAGGGCUUGAAUGCCGACUGUAUGCCAUCUGAUGCUGCAACAGACCGUUACUACAAUCCACUCAAUAAAACGGGUGGCGACAAUUUCUAUCACCCGCAGUCCAUAGUUAUUGAGGAGUGUCUUGUUAUCAGGGCCGAGGAGCAUUGCCAACUGCUAUAUAGUCCGCCCAUCUGUCUGACCAUCAUGCUUUCCGCGUUUGCGAAAAUUGCGGCCAUGUUUCUUGCGGCACAUAUUGGUCGUUCGCGUGAGCCGCCUCUACUUACUGUUGGUGAUGCCGUGGCUUCUUUCAUGGAAAAUCCCGAUCCUACGACUAAGGGUCUUUGUUGGAUGUCGGGAGCUGAUAUAAGAAGAGGGGAUUGGGCUAAGGUUAACAAGGCUGGCUUUCAGGCUGUUCUGCAGAAUGAGCAGCGUGAUUCUAUCACCUACAGACUCCUCAAAAAGAGAGCUCUCUGGGGUAGAGCAGCGAGUUGGUGGCGAUGGCUUGCAACUCUUUUCAUGUGCUUUGCUUGCAUAAUUGUCGGACUUUUCCUGUUGAGAAAGGCACUUGGUGGUCACUGGUCCAUCGGCAGCCAAUUGAUAGAUACGAACACAUUCAAGGGCUGGUUCAGCUCAGAUAUCACAGAAGCCACUGCCAAUUUUAAAGCCCUCGACGGUGUUCCCAAUAGCAUGCUGCCUUCCGUUGUCAUCGCCAACACACCACAGCUGGCAGUCACCAUCAGCUACUACUGCUACAACGCCGUUCUAACCAGCAUGCUAGCCGCGAGCGAAUACAGCUCGUAUGGUGCCACCUCCAAGGCGCUGCGUGUCACUUGGCCCGUUAAGGGUAGCCAGCAACGUUCAACUUACUGGCUCAGUAUACCAUACAAAUACGGUGUGCCAAUCCUGGUGCUCUACAUGGUAUUGCACUGGCUCAUCUCGCAGAGCCUUUACUACCUUCUUUUGGUCACAUACAACGCGGCGAAUGAACCUCAAAGCACCGUCAGCUCCCUCGGUUAUUCCGUCGGACCGAUCUUUCUGUCCAUACUGGUCGGCUCCAUCAUGGUUCUUGUUCUUAUUGUGCUAGCGUUCCGGAAGUUCAGAUCCAUAAUUCCUGUCACUGGGUCCACGAGUGUUGCUAUUAGUGCGGCAUGUCAUCCUCCCAGGGGCGAGGUUGGAGAAACGGCUGUUCUAGGCCCGGUGCAAUGGGGAGAGACUACAUUGUUACCUCUCUGGGCGACGGAGAGUUCCGAUGGUACAAAUGACGGGCAAAAGGGUCAUUGCAGCUUUACCUCAUUGGAAGUUAGUAAGCCUACUUUGAUGAAACUGUACACUUAA